CCAUGCCUCCAUAGACAGCGCAUAUAAAACUUGUUCCAGAUGCAUAUUUGGUCAGAUAUUAAUAUUAUCAUCAAAUCAUCAUUACUGGAGUAUAUCUCGUGAUUAGAAGUCAAACUAAACUCUUAUUUUAUCACUUCGGAAACUAAUUUUCCGUGUUUUGAAAUUCCCAAUGCCUUCGUGAGUCGUGACCAUUUCGAAUAUAUAUUCUCCGGUCCACAACUUCUCCUCUUUUUUCGAUCUCCAUUUUUCAUCAUCGUUUCAGAUGAUCCGAUCGAAAUAUAUAUGGCAGUAUCGAGCUUAGCAGAAUCAGUAAUAGUCACGUCCAUGGCUAUAAUAAGCAAUCCAAGACCAGGAAGAGUUUGUUUCUCCUACGCUGCAUACGCAAAGAAUAUCAUCGACCACCUCAAAUCCGUCGAUAUUCCGGUGGAGGAAGGGCUCUCCGACGUUGAAUUCUCCGCCGUCGAAUCCAAUUUGGAUUUCACUUUCCCUCCUGACCUCCGCUCUAUCCUCCGAGAAGGCCUUCCCGUAGGCCCCGGAUUUCCAAACUGGCGAUCGGCGUCUCCGCAACAGCUCGAAAUUCAGACCAAUCUCCCAAUCUUAGGUUUCUGUAACGAGGUUUCGAGACGCGGAUUCUGGAUCGAUUCGUGGGGAAAUAGGCCUGAAGAUGACGACGAGGCAGUGAUUUCGGCUAAGGAGAUUCUCAGGAAGGCUCCGGUUCUCGUCCCUAUUUAUCGCCAUUUCUACAUUCCGUCUGCGCCGUGUUUUGCCGGCAAUCCUGUCUUCUACGUGCAUGGCGUUGAAGUGAAGGUGUGGAGCUUCGACCUCACCGGAUUUUUCCAGCGGAUUGAUUUCAGGAGACGCGAUGAUUCAGCAGUUCUCCGGCAGUCUAGCAGCUUGAAUAAUGCGCCUGCGUGGGCGGCCACGGAGGCGCGGAGGAUCGAGUUCUGGACGGAGUUGGCGGAGGAACGGGAGAAAUCCGGUGCCGGAAAAUUAGGAAUGCGGUGGUGGGGAGAGGAUUUGGACGGGUGUUUGGGGGAGGUGGUGCGGCGGUUGAUGAACGGAGGGUGGAAGGAGGAGGAUGUGGCGGAGAUGAUGAUGAUGAACGGCUGUGAUCGUGAGAAAACGAACGGUGAGAUUAUUUCGGAUAGGGAAGGCGUUGCAAGUCACGUGAGGUUGUUAGCGAGGAGGCUGUUGCGUGCGGGAUGGAGCACGAAAGAUGUCGUGGAUGCGCUAGGUUUUUUGGAUGCUGAUUCUUCUGAUCUUCCAUGAUAUGCACAACAACCGUCGGUUUUGAUCGAGGGGAUUAAAACCGAAUCUACCACCUGUCCGUCUUAAUUAACUCUGUAAAUGGUUAUUCAUUUAUUUUUUAUCCAUAGAAAACAAGUAGAUUUAUUUUUUUUAUCAUUCUUUACUUUUCAUCUAUUUAUUUUAUACCAGAAACAAAGCAACUAUAUUACUAAUAAAUCAUUAGUCAAAAGGCUUACAAUACAGCCUCGAACAAUAUUGUAACUAAAACUAGAGAAUAUUACCC
Messenger RNA from Cuscuta epithymum, 1531 nucleotides. The record is from the annotation of a GenBank genome assembly. NCBI's taxonomy places the organism in Eukaryota, Viridiplantae, Streptophyta, Magnoliopsida, Solanales, Convolvulaceae.